Prorocentrum cordatum is the source of this 3267-nucleotide messenger RNA. NCBI's taxonomy places the organism in Eukaryota, Dinophyceae, Prorocentrales, Prorocentraceae. The record is from the annotation of a GenBank genome assembly.
AUGGCUGUGACGCUUGAGAGCAUGGGUGCUCUUCUUGACACUAAGUUCGAGGCGAACUUGGCACCGAUCAGUGCACAGCUUACGAAGUUGGAGGGGCGGCCAGUGCCCGCGACCCCCCCGAGUCAGGAGGCCGUGCAGGCCAUGGUGCAGGAAGCGGGCGGGUGUCGCAAAGACAUAAGCCGCGCCGACUACCGCAACCUGAUCGUGAACGCGCAGAACAAAGGCCGGCGCGACUCUACCCGCCCAGGAGCCCCUGUUCCUUUGGCCACGACUGGAGUCCAAGGAGGGUGGGACCAGACCGCGCAGCGCUACUUGGAGGAGGCGGUUCGCAAAGGGCCCACUCCGCGCGGCAAGUGGAAGAGACGAGGGCCCAGCGACUCCAGCGAGGACGACCACGAGCAGACGGAGAAGCAGGAGCGAAAGGAGGCGCUGACCGCGGCGCUGGCAAGGGCGACAGCGGCGGAGGCGAAGGUGGAGUCCUUGACCCGCCGCCUGAAGGAGCUCGAGGGCGUGGACGAGGGCAUUCGCGCGUAUGGUUGGUUCCCCCGACAGUGGAACAAGGGGCUCUUGGAAGAGAACGCCAAGCUGCGCUUGUUCUGGGAGAGCUGCCAAAGCCCCGACUGCCCCCAGUACUCGGACGACUCUGACGACGAGUGUGUUCAAUUCUGCACUUUCCGUGAGGAGUACUGCCCGUCCUGCAAGUAUUAUUUCAUUGGCAAUUGGAAAUACAAGAAAAAUGCAGGCAGCGGCGGUCGUGCAAAUUUCGGCAAGAUGACUGAUAUCACCACCGUGGUCACGCAAACUGCUUUGCCAUAUGUUGUGGUGCCCCGUGAGAAAGCAUGGCACGCUGUCGACCUACAGCUGAUGCAGUUCAUCACUGAUGACUUGCACCAUAGCGGCGGCACGUUCACCUCCGCAAUCCACGCGUGGGCGGGUAAGCAUCCUGAGCAGGCACAGCAGAACCUCAUUCUGGGCGAGGAUAUGACACAGACGUGCCACACGCGUGUGCGUCUGGAGGACGCGUGGUACUUGCACAACGCCAUCCGUUUGGCAGGUGCCGGCGCUGGGGGCAUUGGGUGGUCGUUCGCGCCAGACGGCAUAGAAAGCGGCCUUACGAGCAUCGCGGCAUGUGUGCGUCAGGCGCACUUAACGCGUGUCGCAGAACACGUGCGGACGUGUCCGACAUGCGUCGGCAAGCUUGUCGUUUUGCUUGAUGGCAAGCACGGCGCCCGUCGAUUAAUUUGCGGCGGUUUGGAGGGGUAUGGACCCAUGCAGGGUCUGGAACUGGAGCUGUGCACAGGCUGCCAACGAAAUGCCCCAACGAAGCAGUUCUUCUGUAAAUGGUGCCGGCCGUCGACCAUAGAGCAAGCGCAUGUGAUCCCCCAGGAGAAGAUCUUGGGGAUCGCUGCUCCCGGAUCGGCGUCCAGCGGCGACUCAGCGCUGCGCUACGUGGUGCGAUGUCACGACCCCGACUUGCCCGAGCGGCCCUUCGAGGCGCACUUACCGCGAGCCGAGGUGCACAAGGAACUGUUGGCGGAAUUCGAGAAGUCGCUGCUUCGGAACAGAGGGGACCACGGCAACAAGAAGACACGCCCCGCGUGGAUCAAGGGGGCCCGGCAACUUUCGCGCUGGCUGACGAAGCAGUCGUCGGCUUGCGGGCCGCCCAGCUCGGCCGGGGCGAGUCGUGGCGCAGACGCCCAGAGAGGAGGCAAGAAGGCUCAGCGCGGACCCGCUGCUAAGGUUCGAGCCCCGACGACUGGCGGGGCAGCGAGCAAGCGGGGCAAGGCUGCGGGCACUUCGCGCCGAGUAAAAAGAGCUGGCGUCGGCAGAGGCCCGGCCGCCACAGCGCCGAGGCAGUCAGCUCGCGCCAAGUCGACGAAGCGGCCGGCGGCGGCCGACGUGAGCAGCGACGCCAGCAAGUUCCGCUCAUUGAGUAGCCGCUGCAGGGGGUGGCUAGCCCUGGACGACAAGCAGGAGGAAUCCAUCCAGGCGCGCGGCGUUGACAAACUCCACGGAAGCAACAGAGUCAGACGUUGCACUGGCGGCGUCGUGACAGCAGUGACAUCGUGCGGCUUGUUGGCGGACUGGAUGGAGCUCUUCCGAGGCGAGUCCAUCGAGCUGGUGUAUGCGUUCGCGCUGCGGCUUCACAAGGCGCCGGCGUCCACUGAACAGGAUGCCCGCGAGCUGGGCUUCGUCAUUGCGGCUCUGGGAUACGAUAAUGCUUGCAAGCUCUUGUCGCUUCAAGGGCGCGGCGCUGAUGCGUGCCAGCAGGCUCCCGCAUUGACGAAAGGGGAGAUUCGGACUGUGUACAGGAUCUUGGAGAGCCACAACCCAUUCCCCGAGCAGGCAGUGCGGCGGGCAACGCCGCUCACGUGGGCUGUGGCUUCGGCCCUGGGACAAGCGACCUCGCUGCAUGCGUCGUGCGUGUGCGUCCACCUCAUGAUUCUGGUGGCCACAACGCUCGGGGCAGUUCAGAUCAAGUACGGUGGAAUACUAUCCCGACACUGCAAGCUGCUCAUGCUCCAACAUGGCCAACCUGGGGAUGGCAAGUCGGUUGCGCUGUGGUUGGACGUACAAGUGCUGGCGUUCUUCGACAUGAUACGGGAGAGGCGCGCCAAGAAAAAACACGACGAGGCCUGCCAGAAGCACAAGGACGACCCAGAGAACCACCCAGAGCCAGCGAAAAAAGAACACGUUAAAGACACCAUCUUCAACAUGGGGACCUUCAUCGGCCUCGGGAAUUUCAUGCAGGCGCAAGGGGAGACAGCAUUUCUUGCUCUACACGAGGGGAAGACAUGGUUACCGCAAACCUUCGACAACGGCCCAGGCGGCGGCAUCGACGACCUGAACCAAAUUCACGAUCAUGACAUGUACAAGAACCAUCCUGGGAACACGCAGAACCGAUUCCUAGUGCGAAACCCGCACUUGUGCGGAGCGGUCAUGAUGCACAUCGAAGAACUGUACGACCAGGCGCAGAAGCCCGACACGACCGCGGGCAUGAUGCGUUUCCUGAUUGGCCACUUCCCAGCUGUUGUUAACAAAAUCCGUCCAGAUGUGCCGCCAUCUCAAAUUACGCGCCUCCUGCAGGACGACCCGGACUACUUCAACGACCUUGACUACGACGACGUCGUAACCGCCAUUGGCAAGAUCAUGCUGGUGGCAUCGGCGCUUUAUGUGCGAGGCGUAGAGCGUGCGGACGAGAAAGACAACAACAGGUACUCCAGGGUGCGGGGGACGCACUUCCUGCCGUGGAAACCAGACGUGAAG